GAAUAUCAACCGAACCGCUAUCUGCUUUCCACCUUCGCACACUUUACCACGAGUCUCAUUCAAACUGUUCGUACAGUUACGGCAAGGAUCCACUCUUAUGAACGUCGAUCAAGAAGAUCACAAACAUGUCAUUCCUCUCCACCAAAGCGCAACUCGUACACAAGUCUCCCCUCCCACCGAAGAUCACCCGGGAGCAGGCGAUAGCACUCUUACAAGACCACGAGUUCCUUCUCUCGUGCGACCCUCAUCUCGCCAAAUGCGAACCUCUUGCCCUCAAUGCGCCGCCAGUCGUUCCAAGCGCUGUGCAGCCGCGAAUGCUAGGCGAGACAAAGUCCUACAAGGUCACCGAUGUUAUACACACGCUGCCCGCCGGGUUGUGGGACAGCAACGUUGUCAGCACGUAUGAGUUUGCGAAGCUGGAUACUGGCCUCUUUGUCCGAAUCAGAAGCCCGCUCUCAAUGGUCAUGGAGACCGUGUGGGAGAUCAAUGAGGGGCCAGAUGGGAGGUUGGAGAUUGUGGAAAAUGUAGAGAUCAGCUGUUCGAGGCUGUUGAUUGGAAUUGCCAAAGGUCAAUGUGAAAAUGCUUGGGAAGGAAUUCAUGGGAAGAUGGUGAAGAGAUUGGAGGGUUCAGGCGAGGCACCGUAGAUCGAGCUCUUGAGUCUCUGUUGGAAUGGUCAGCGAGAAGGAUCUGAGCCUGUUGUGGAUCUGGAACAUGCGCGAUCUUCCUUUCGGGCAGACGUGAAGAUAUUUGUAUCAAAUGACAGGAGACCGUGAACUAAAUGAAGAGAGGUGCUUUUGUUGUUGGUUGACGUCCAUGUUUUACCACCUUACAUACCUACACAUUGAUAGAGACCCGCUACAGGGCUGGAUCUAAGACCUGGGACCGCUG
Molecule: messenger RNA, 888 nt
Organism: Neurospora hispaniola
Lineage: Eukaryota; Fungi; Ascomycota; Sordariomycetes; Sordariales; Sordariaceae
Exons: 2
Coding region: 126-644 (172 amino acids)
Source: RefSeq, a predicted model, not a curated record